Molecule: messenger RNA, 2141 nt
Organism: Daphnia pulicaria
Lineage: Eukaryota; Metazoa; Arthropoda; Branchiopoda; Diplostraca; Daphniidae
Product: importin subunit alpha-5-like
Exons: 11
Coding region: 314-1849 (511 amino acids)
Biological process (GO): NLS-bearing protein import into nucleus
Cellular component (GO): cytoplasm; nucleus
Molecular function (GO): protein binding; nuclear import signal receptor activity
Source: RefSeq, a predicted model, not a curated record
UGGACUCGUGUCUUCUGCUCCGCUGCCUCGUUUAAAACACUUGUCUGAAAACGUUUGAGCGACUAGUAGUGUUAAUUUUUGGUCUUCUUUGGAUGAGUUUUGGUUAAACAUUUUAAAUUGAGAAAAGGUUCAUUUUUUCCCAUUGAUGUCCCACGGGCGAUACCGACAAAAAAAAUUGGAGUGACAAUCGGUUUAUUCUGGCGAAUUUUGGUUCAUUACAUGUGUGGUCGUUUGUCGAAACCAGAUCAAUCGUCAUUUUGUAGCUGACUGACAAUUUUCUCGUGAAACAGAUUGUUCAUUGUGUGUACAGGAAAUGAGGCGUACUGAGGUGAAUGUUGAGUUGAGGAAAUCUAAGAAGGAAGACCACCUGCCGAAGCGACGCAAUCUUGAAAUCGAUGACGAGCCCCUCAGCCCUCUUGAAACAACAAAUCUUGUGGCUGCAGCCAACAUGACCAUUGAGGACAUAGUUAAUGGUAUCAACAGUGGUGAUGAAAACAUGGAAUUAACUGCAACCCACGCUGCACGUCAAAUCCUCAGCAGGGAACGUAAUCCACCUAUUGACUUACUCGUCGAUGCCAAUAUCGUUCCUAAGCUGGUAGAAUUCCUCAGUCGUAAUAACUCUGACCUUCAGUUUGAGUCUGUCUGGGCUCUCACCAACAUUGCGUCAGGAACAUCUGAUCAGACCAAAGUUGUCGUCAGUGCUGGGGCUGUCGCUGGAUUGAUAUCUUUGUUGGGAUCAUCUCAUCCAGCUCUGGCCGAGGAAGCUCUCUGGGCUCUCGGUAACAUCGCCGGAGACGGACCAGAGCUUCGAGAUCAUGUCAUCAAGCUAGGCAUUAUUAAGCCUAUGAUCACCUUGAUCAAACCCGACGCUUCAGUUCCAUUCUUGCGUAACGUCGCUUGGACUUUGUCCAACUUGUGUCGCUACAAGAUUCCUCCGCCCAGUGUCCAUGCAGUCCGACAGUUUCUGCCCACCCUGGCUCAGCUUAUCCACAACAACGACGACAGAGAUAUUCUCGCCGACACUUGCUGGGCUCUGUCAUACCUCACUGAUGGCCCGAACGUACGCAUUCAAGAAGUUGUCGACGCCGGAGUCGUCACUCGGCUCGUCGCUUUGCUGGACAGCAAUGAAAUGGCCGUCAUCACCCCCACUCUAAGGGCUAUCGGCAACAUCGUUUCAGGAAGUGAUAUUCAGACCGAUUCCGUCCUGGCUGCUGGUGCCUGCCCGUUGCUGGCCAAGUUGCUUGUGCAUUCCAAGAUGAAGAUCGUCAAGGAGGCUGCCUGGACCGUGUCCAACAUUGCUGCCGGCAAUACUAUCCAGAUUCAAGCUCUCUUUACCAACAAUGUUGUUCGUCCGUUGGUGGACGUGCUGAGCAACGGCGAUUUCGAAUGCCAAAAAGAAGCAGCUUGGGCCAUCGCCAACAUCACCUCGGGUGGCACUGUCGAGCAGAUCGUUUUGUUGCGCCAGCUUGGUGUCAUCAUUCCGCUGUGCGCUUUGUUAGAGGCCAAGGAAGAUAGCAAGACUAUCUCAGUCGUGUUGGAUAGUUUGGCUAAUAUUUUGGGGGCAUCCGAGAAAAUGGGCGAACUGGAGAAAGUUUCCCUUUACGUUGAAGAUUGUGGUGGUCUGGAUCGCAUCGAAGAUUUGCAGAGCCACGAAAAUAAUGAGAUUUAUAACAAGGCGCUGGCCAUUUUGGAGCAGUAUUUCUCAAAUGACGGGGAUGAAGAUUCCGAGUUGGCGCCAUUUACAUCGCAGAGUGGCAAUUACGAAUUCAACAACCAGCCAUCUCAAGCCCCCGAAGAAUUAUUUUACAAAGACUGGACCGUUACCAAUGGAAUUGGACCAUUUCCUUAGUGAAGUUAACCAGCAAGUUAUUAUUGAUCCUUUGAAAUCCGGUUGGCAUUCACCACAUUUCCAUUUGGAGGCUGGCCACGAUUAUCUGUAGUUACCGAAGCAGCAACCAACUGAAUGGCUAAACGAUGUGUUGCAUUGAAUCAAGUAAUCAACUUAACAUUUAAUUGGGAGGUGAAUUGCGCUGCUGGGACGGACUGACGCGCUGCUCGACGCUUCCUGGGGAAUUUCACCUUGGACUCGUAGGGCACCACCACCGCAAGGGUUGCCAACCUUCCAGGGAUGGACCGGAAAA